Gadus chalcogrammus (walleye pollock) is the source of this 1457-nucleotide messenger RNA. RefSeq names its product 14-3-3 protein zeta-like. The transcript has 6 exons. Lineage: Eukaryota; Metazoa; Chordata; Actinopteri; Gadiformes; Gadidae. Gene Ontology annotation, cellular component: cytoplasm. The coding region runs from base 198 to 983 and encodes 261 amino acids. Gene Ontology annotation, biological process: signal transduction. The record is from RefSeq and is a predicted model, not a curated record.
CCGAGCGUCGAUCAACGGUUGCCUUGGCAGCACCUGACGUCAUUGGUCCCGGUCGGUCCCUGCUUCUGUUUCUUUGAUUGGAGGGAAACCCCGUGGAUGCGAGCAGUAUACGCUUCAGGAAGGGCCAUCAGCUGUGUUGCGGAUCGGGAUCAAAAACAAACUAUUAACUCAGAACUGCAUAAAGGCGGACGGCAGCCAUGACGGACAAGGAGGAACAGGUGCAGAAGGCCAAGCUUGCGGAGCAGGCGGAGCGCUACGACGACAUGGCGGCGGCCAUGAAGGCGGUGACGGAGGAGGGCUCGGAGCUCAGCAACGAGGAGCGCAACCUGCUCUCCGUGGCCUACAAGAACGUGGUGGGGGCGCGGCGCUCGUCCUGGCGGGUGGUGUCCAGCAUGGAGCAGAAGUCCGAGGGCAGCGACAAGGCGGCGCUCGCCAAGGAGUACCGCGAGAAGAUCGAGAAGGAGCUGACGGAGAUCUGCAAGGACGUCCUGGGCCUGCUGGACAACCACCUGAUCCCCAAAGCCACGCCGGCGGACAGCAAGGUGUUCUACCUGAAGAUGAAGGGGGACUACUACCGCUACCUGGCCGAGGUGGCCACCGGGGAGGAGAAGGAUGUCAUCAUCAAGAGCUCCCAGGAGGCCUACCAGGAGGCGUCUGACAUCAGCGCCAGCGACAUGCAGCCCACUCACCCCAUUCGCCUGGGCCUAGCCCUCAACUUCUCCGUCUUCUACUACGAGAUCCUCAACUCACCCGAGAAGGCCUGCAAGCUGGCCAAGACGGCCUUUGACGACGCCAUCGCCAUGCUGGACUCCCUGAACAGCGACUCGUACAAAGACAGCACCCUCAUCAUGCAGCUGCUCCGCGACAAUCUGACACUGUGGACGUCAGACACCCAGGGAGAGGGAGACGAGGCAGAGCCAGAGCCAGAACCAGAGGAGCCAGCCGAGCCCGCAGAGCCCGCAGAGCCAGCAGAGACCAACUAGUCUCCAAAUCUGUCUUUAAAACGGAAAAAAAAAGAACCCACAUUUUUUACCUCUCACCAGCCUAAUUUGUGUGUGUGUGUGUGUGUGUGUCGGUUUGUAUGUAAUGUGUGUGUUUGUGUGCGAUCAUACAUGCACAGCUAAGUAUGUAUGCUGGCACUUCACUCACUGUGUGUGUGUGUGUGUGUGUGUGUGUGUGUGUGUGGAGUGUGUGUAUGUGGAGUGUGUGUGUGGGGGGGGGUGCAUGGAGUGUGUGUAUGUAUGCUCUUUUAAGGGCCACAGUGGAUAUGACUUUCUGAUCCGUCUGAUAUUCUUUUAUUUUUCUUUAGCGCAUUACUCAUCAUAUGUAAAAGAAGAAAACAGUUUUACCUGCCUACCCUGUUUGUUAAGAAGAAGACUCAAAACUUCUCUCCUUGUGCAAACUAGCCUAUUGUUGCUGCAGAAGGAAAAAACCUAAACAGUGUUUUCUUUUUUUUA